Molecule: messenger RNA, 648 nt
Organism: Brassica oleracea var. oleracea
Lineage: Eukaryota; Viridiplantae; Streptophyta; Magnoliopsida; Brassicales; Brassicaceae
Product: B3 domain-containing protein At2g31420-like
Exons: 1
Coding region: 1-648 (215 amino acids)
Molecular function (GO): DNA binding
Source: RefSeq, a predicted model, not a curated record
AUGGAAGGAGACACAUCAGAGACUCCAUGGGGUAAAGUACCAAGAAGAGAGAGAAGCAUGCUAAAAAGGAAGGCGAGAGUUCACGACGACGGCCAAGGCAACGUUGCGGAGGAGACGACGGAAACGACGACGACACCUGAAUGGGUUGUGAAGCUGAUGAAGAAAUAUGAAGGCUAUGAUGCAAAUCAGAUUAUGGAGGUGAAAGAACUCAAAGCUACUGAUCUAGACACCAAUCAAGGUCGACUCUCACUCCCUAAACAUGUCGAUAGAAUCUUCUUGAGCAUUGGCGAACUAGGAACCCUAGCUACAGCUCCCAAGAAAGGCGUGAGCUCUCUCUUUAUUGAUACUAACGGAGAAGAGUAUGAUCUUGAGUUGAGAGACUGGGCAAAUGGAUUGGUGUUAACCAAGGGAUGGGAUAACGUGAUUAAGAAGGACGUGUUUGAGAUUGGUGAAAAAUACCCUCUUUGGUGUUUCCGCUCAAGAAACGAUAAGCUUUGUUUCACUCUGGUUAAACCUGACGAAGAAGUCCUUCCCAAUAAUGAUGCGGUAAGUCUUGUACAUGAAAGAAAGCUAGCGUUUGUGUUUCCUAUGGUGUUACUGAUUUGUCUAACGUACGUUCUCUUGUGUUUAAUGAUAUGCAGAAGCUAA